GCUGCAGAAGCGCGCUCACCUGCUGCAGGUGCUCCCGGCCGACGCGCACGAGCGAGCGCCGAGAAGAUGCUACGCGAACGGACCGUGCGGCUGCAGCACGGUAGCCGCGUGGAGGCGGUAUACGUGCUGGGCACGCCGCUGUGGACCGACGUCUACAGUGCGGCCCCAGCUGAAGCCCGGACCUUCAGUCUGAAGCACUCGGAAGGCGUGUGGGUGGAAGUGGUACGGGACGGGGAGGCAGAUGAGGUGGCCACCAACGGCAAGCAGCGCUGGCACCUUUCGCCCAGCACCACACUGCGGCUCACCAUGAGCCAGGCAAGCACCGAAGCCAGCAGUGACAAGGUCACCGUCAGCUACUAUGAAGAAGAGGGGAACGCCCCCAUCGACCAGGCUGGGCUCUUCCUCACAGCCAUUGAGAUCUCCCUGGACGUGGACGCAGACCGAGAUGGUGUGGUGGAGAAGAACAACCCACAGAAGGCAUCCUGGACCUGGGGACCCGAGGGCCAGGGAGCCAUCCUGCUGGUCAACUGUGACCGCGACACGCCCUGGACACCCAAGGAGGACUGCGGUGAUGAGAAGGUGUACAGCAAGGAAGACCUCAAGGACAUGUCCCAGAUGAUCCUACGCACCAAAGGCCCUGACCGCCUGCCUGCCGGCUACGAGAUGGUUCUCUACAUUUCCGCUUCAGACUCGGACAAAGUGGGCGUGUUCUACGUGGAGAACCCAUUCUUCGGCCAGCGCUACAUCCACAUCCUGGGCCGGCGGAAGCUCUACCAUGUGGUCAAAUACACGGGCGGCUCGGCGGAGCUGCUCUUCUUCGUGGAAGGCCUGCGUUUCCCCGACGAAGGCUUCUCCGGCCUGGUCUCCAUCCACGUCAGCCUGUUGGAGUACAUGACCGAGGAGAUCCCCCUGACACCCAUCUUCACGGACACCGUGACAUUCCGGAUCGCUCCGUGGAUCAUGACCCCCAACAUCCUGCCCCCUGUGUCGGUGUUUGUGUGCUGCCUAAAGGACAAUUACCUGUUCCUGAAAGAAGUGAAGAACUUGGUGGAGAAAGCCAACUGUGAGCUAAAGGUCUGUUUCCAGUACAUGAACCGCGGCGACCGCUGGAUCCAGGAUGAAAUCGAGUUCGGCUAUAUUGAAGCUCCCCACAAAGGCUUCCCAGUUGUGUUGGACUCCCCCCGCGAUGGGAACCUGAAGGACUUCCCCAUAAAGCAGCUGCUGGGCCCCGAUUUCGGCUACGUGACCAGGGAACCCGUCUUUGAGCCCGUCACCAGCCUUGAUUCCUUUGGGAACCUGGAGGUCAGUCCACCCGUGACUGUGAAUGGCAAGACAUACCCCCUCGGCCGGAUCCUCAUCGGAAGCAGCUUUCCCCUGUCUGGCGGCCGGAGGAUGACCAAGGUGGUGCGGGACUUCCUGCAGGCGCAGCAGGUGCAGGCACCCGUGGAGCUCUAUUCAGACUGGUUGACCGUGGGUCAUGUGGACGAGUUCAUGACCUUCGUCCCCAUCCCAGGCACAAAGCACUUCCGGUUGCUUAUGGCCAGUACCGCUGCCUGCUACAAGCUCUUCCGAGAGAAGCAGAAGCAGGGCCACGGGGAGGCCGUCUUGUUCAAAGGCCUGGGUGGAAUGAGCAGCAAGCGGAUCACCAUCAACAAGGUCCUGUCCAAUGAGAGUCUCGUGCAGGAGAAUCAGUACUUCCAGCGCUGCCUCGACUGGAACCGCGACAUCCUGAAGAAGGAGCUGGGCCUGACAGAGCAGGACAUCAUCGACCUGCCCGCACUGUUCAAGAUGGAUGAGGGCCGCCAGGCCAGAGCCUUCUUCCCAAACAUGGUGAAUAUGAUCGUGCUCAACAAAGACCUGGGCAUCCCCAAGCCGUUUGGGCCCCAGAUUGGAGAGGAGUGCUGCCUGGAGACGCAGGUGCGUGCCCUGCUCGAGCCACUGGGCCUGUCCUGCACGUUCAUCGAUGACAUCUCCGCCUACCACAAGUUCCUGGGGGAGGUGCACUGUGGCACCAACGUCCUCCGGAAGCCCUUCGCCUUCAAGUGGUGGCACAUGGUGCCCUGACCCGCAGGCGCCCUGAUGUGCCCCCUCUACCCUGAGUUCUCCAGAUGUCCCCCCCUCCCCCGCCGCACCGAGCCCCUCCAGGCCCUCCCCCACCCUGCCCCCACCUGACCUGGACUGGAUGACCCUGCUGGAAGGCCUUCUUUGGGAAGUGGGUGGGAUUUGAGGUGUCUGCAUCUCACCCUUCCUGGGAAGGAGUCUUAGUCAGCCUCGCUCUAGCCCUCCUGACAACAGUUGGCCGUGACCGUUCCAGUCCAACCCUGACACAGGAAACAAAACCCAACACAAAAUGCCAUGUCCCCUAGCCAUACCCCAAGAGCUCUUAGUCUCUAGUCCAAAAACCAAACAGAGGAUGAGGGGGACGGACAGGAGAUGCUGGGAUCACAGCCUAGAGGUAAAGCGGAACACAUGGAGAAGGACCUCUUCAACAUCCCUUGAAGAGCCUUUGUCAUUUCGAGCCUGUCCGUGAUUACUCAUUCCUUACUCCCUCUCUCAGAGUCUCUGACUAGCCCAGUCUCCGAGGGGCUGAUCCUUCCUUAGAUCCUUCUGGAAACAUCUCGUUUGCGAGCUUCUCUGUAGCCUCGUCUUUCUCAGGGUCGCAGGCACCUGGGAUUUCUCCCCAGACCAGCACAUGUGGAGUUCCGUGUAGAUGUCACGGCUUGGCCAUAUCCACCUUCUCCUGCUGGAUCCUGGGCUCCCUGGCCACUCCCUGGCCGCUCCCUGCCCUUCUGCCUCCCGUCAGCUCCACUUUUCCUGUUCUGGAGGCCAUCUCUCCAAGCAGCUAGCCAGGCAGGCGUCUCCUCCUCCAAACCCGGUCCCUCCUCCAUCGCUGGGUGUGCUAUUUUCCCAUCCUUCCCACACAGACAUCAGACAGCACCGGGCCCCCAGCCUGGCCCUGCCAUCAAUGACCAGGUCUGGGCCAGCUCUGGCCUUGAACAUGAGUUAUUCCUCCUGAAACUCACCAGAGUCUUUUAAGACUCUCUGGCUAGAUCUAAUUCUUGGUUGUAGUUAGAAAAAAAAAAAAAACUCAGUUUCAACCCAAAAACAUUCAAAGGACCGGGGAAAAAGUGAAUUAUGAUUCCACUUUGAGAGCCUGGCGACCUCCUGGUAGCCAAGGAAAGGUCAUUACAGGUGUAUUCUUGGGGAAAGAGAUCUGUCUUCGCAUCAGCUCAUUCCCCAGUGAAUAGCUCUUGCGUGUCUGCUGGGCGUCAAGCAGUGUGUUGGCUCUGAAAACCCAAGGAAGCUUCAGGUAUUCGUGGCAAAUGUGCAGCCAUUUUUCACUCCAUCUUCCAUGAACUUUGUAAAGCCCCUUGGCCCGGUGGUUAGUGGCAAACUAGACCGCCCCCCUCCCCACCCAUUUGGGACUGGCCACUCACCAACCAACAUGCCAUGUGCACCUGUCAAGGGCCAACACAUGCAUUGUCGAUUACAUGCCAAUCCCACCAUCCCUCAAGAAGUAUACAGGGCACAUAGCUUCAUGCAAGUCACUGUCUUAGAGCAAUGGGGUCUGCAGACCCCUAUGCCACCCAACUGUGCCAGUACCACUGGUGUGAUCAGACCCCAGAGCCUUCAGAAGCUGCUGUACCCUUCUGCAAGGACACAGCGGCCCCUGCCUUGGGGGUGGGGAGGGUGGCAGAGCCCCAAAGAUCUCUCCGGCUCCACAGAUAAACAUGUGCCUAUUUGAGGGCGUUUUGACUGGAGACUCAGAGUUUGCCGUGUCCCGUGUGUAUUUGGUUGGUUAAUGUGGGUUUCCAGGUUUGCUUUCACUUCGUCUUAAUCUUCAUUACAAGGAAGUGAACGCAGACAGUAUCUUUCUAGGUUGUUUCUAAAGCUCUCUGCUGGCCUGAGGCGGCCAUCUGUGACAGCCCCGGGUCUCCAGCAUCGGACACCUGUUCCCCCCCCACCUGCCCGGUUCCCAGUGUGAUGACCCACGGUGUGGACGUAUCCCAUGGACUCAGGGUUCUCCCCCACCCCACUCCCAUUUUCUAUAAAUGUAGACCUAGAACUAACGCUUCUGUGUUGCCCAACUCAGCUGACUUCCUGUUUCAAUCUUGAUGUUAAAAUACUCUGUGA
This is a messenger RNA of Ochotona curzoniae (black-lipped pika), 4134 nucleotides long. It is a transcript of the gene PADI2, whose product is annotated as peptidyl arginine deiminase 2. Gene Ontology annotation, cellular component: cytoplasm. NCBI's taxonomy places the organism in Eukaryota, Metazoa, Chordata, Mammalia, Lagomorpha, Ochotonidae. Bases 67 to 2064 code for a protein of 665 amino acids. Gene Ontology annotation, molecular function: protein-arginine deiminase activity; calcium ion binding. The record is from RefSeq and is a predicted model, not a curated record. The transcript has 16 exons.